Messenger RNA from Loxodonta africana (African savanna elephant), 2078 nucleotides. Its product is annotated as olfactory receptor 51G2-like. The coding region runs from base 825 to 2078 and encodes 417 amino acids. Gene Ontology annotation, molecular function: olfactory receptor activity. The record is from RefSeq and is a predicted model, not a curated record. Gene Ontology annotation, biological process: G protein-coupled receptor signaling pathway. The transcript has 2 exons. Gene Ontology annotation, cellular component: plasma membrane. Lineage: Eukaryota; Metazoa; Chordata; Mammalia; Proboscidea; Elephantidae.
UGACUCUAAUUAUACAAAUUUCAAAAAUGAGCAAAAUGAAUUUGUGACACUGGGAGUCAGGAUAGUGGUUAUCUCCAAUGGCAGAAGUGACUGGAAGGGGUCACAAGGGAGUAUCUGGGGUGCUGACAAUAUUUCAUUUCUUGAUUUGGAUGCUUGUUACACGAAGGUGCUCGCUUAGGAAAGUAAAUAAGAUAAAGCUUUCCAGACUAGAAAGAAAUAAGUAAAAGGAUCUCCAAUCACAGAUGAUGUGACAUUUUAUGUAGAAAAUCAUAAGGAAUCCACUAAAAGCUACUAAAUUUCAACAGAAAUUUACUCUCUUUUCCUCAUUAUUUACUCUGAGAAGACACUCUGGGGGAGGUAGGUUUUUAGCGAUAGCUCUAUAGGGUUGCUAAGAGUUGGAAUCGAGUCAAUGACAGUGGGUUUGGUUUUGGUUUUGUUAUGUGAAAAAAGGAGGUUGCUUAGACCAAAGAGAAUAUAGUUACUUAGUAAAGAUCUGAGUGACUAAUGAAAUAACCAUAAGCAGUUAGAUCAACUCAGAAAAAUUACUCAAUACCUCUUUACUCAAAGAGAAGAUUAGCCAGAAAAUGGAAGGAAAUAGAGAUUCUAAGAAGAAGUAGGUUUCUUUCAUGGGUUAAAAGGGCAUGGGGCAGAUCUUACUUCAGAGCCUACACAUAAAAAACCAAAACAAAACAACAAAACCUUUCAGUUAGCAGCCAAGCACUGUGCUAUGAGGGCCCCUUGGGGUACACUUAGUAGGGACUUUAUAAAUGAUGAUCAAAUGAAUGAAUGUCUCUUAUCCCUAGGGUGGACAAUUCCCUCCUGGAAUGGCUAUGUUCUUGUGCAACACCAGCACUUUUGUACACCCUACCUUCCUCCUCACUGGCUUUCCAGGCCUGGAGGCCUUUCACCACUGGGUAUCUAUCCCCAUCAACUUGACCUGUGUGGUUUCCAUCCUGGGCAACAGUAUCAUCCUCUUCCUGAUCCACACAGACCCGGCCUUACACGAACCCAUGUACAUCUUCCUGUUCAUGUUGGCAGCAUCUGAUCUGGGUCUCUGUGCCUCUACCUUCCCCACCAUGGUGCGGCUCUUCUGGCUAGGUGCUCGUGAACUGCCCUUUGACUUCUGUGUAGCACAAAUAUUCUUUUUUUUUUUUUUAAUAACUUUUAUUAAGCUUCAAGUGAACGUUUACACAUCCAAUCAGUCUGUCACAUAUAAGUUUACAUACAUCUCACUCCCUACUCCCACUUACUCUCCCCCUCUUGAGUCAGCCCUUUCAGUCUCUCCUUUCUUGACAAUUUUGCCUGCUUCCCUCUCUCUCUAUCCUCCCAUCCCCCCUCCAGACAAGAGUUGCCAACACAAUCUCAAGUGUCCACCUGAGUUAAUUAGCUCACGUCUGCCUAGUCCGCCAUCUUGGCUCCGCCCCCUAGCACAAAUAUUCUUCAUUCAUGCCAUCACCUAUGUGGAAUCUGGCAUGCUGCUCGCCAUGGCCUUCGAUCGCAUCAUUGCUAUCCGGAACCCUCUGCAGUAUGCCACAAUCCUUACCCACUCAGCCAUGGUCAAAGUGGGGGCUGCCAUUCUAGUGAGGGCUGUUCUGCUCAACCUUCCAGGACCCAUCCUCCUGCGGCGUCUGCUCUUUCCCCAGAUCAGCAUACUCUCGCACUGCUACUGCCUGCACUGUGACCUCGUAGCGCUGGCCUGCUCAAACACCCGGGUCAACAGCCUGGUUGGCCUGGUCUCCAUCCUCUCACUGGGCCUUGACUCCUCCCUUAUCAUGCUCUCAUAUGCACUGAUCCUACAGACAGUGCUGGGCAUUGCAUCACCUGGGGAAUGGCUCAAGGCACUCAACACGUGUGUCUCACACCUCUGCAUUGUUCUCAUCUUUUAUUUGCCCAAACUGGGGCUGUCUGUAUUGCACCAAGUAGAGAAGCACAGCUAUCCUGCUCUAGCAGUGCUCAUGGCCAACCUGCACUUUGUGGUCCUGCCUUUCAUGAACGCCAUUGUCUACUGCAUCAAGUCUAAGCAGAUCUGCCAGGGCCUCUUAAAGAGUUUCCAGCAGAAGAGAGUUGAUGUCUCUUAA